AUGUCAGCCCUGCUGUAUACACUAUGUCUGGUCCCCGUGGCCCUAGCGACUGUGGGCGUGGGCCGCGAUCCUAGCGGCAUCACCGAGUUAUUUGGGAACUCUUUUGGCCAGCCAGGAGUGAAUGCUAGUUAUGACUACAUUGUCGUUGGAGGAGGUACUGCAGGCAAUGCGAUCGCCGCUCGACUCGCCCUCGAUCCCGCCAAUUACUCAGUCGCGGUGAUUGAAGCCGGCUCCUUCUAUGAGAUUCUCAAUUCCAAUCGUACACAGGUACCUGGAUAUGACUUCUACUCGGCGCUGGCCAACUUUGUUGGUGGCUCGUUUGAGUCCUUGACCAAUUUCGGUCUGCAGACAGAGCCACAAGCUGGUUACAAUGAUCGCAACAUACUGUAUGUCGCAGGACAAACAUUUGGAGGCAGCUCCGCCUCCAAUUAUAUGGGCUAUUCUAGAGCCACGGUUGGAACAUUCGACGAAUGGUCCAAGACAACGGGAGAUGAUUUCUGGACCUGGGACAACGUGUACCCAGCCUACAAGAAGAGCUGCAAUUUCACACCCCCCAACUACAACAAGAUAGACCCAUCUUUCAAUAUCUCCUAUGACCCCAACGCCUUUGAGAGCACUGGAGGCCCCCUGCAUGUCUCGUACGGUAACUACCAGGGCCCCUACGGUCCGCAUCUCGAAGAGUCCUUAGACAAUCUGGGUUUUACUCGUUUGCCGGGCUUGAACAGCGGGAAGCUGAUCGGUUAUGCUACAAUCACCACCGCCAUCGACACGGAACAGGCCACGCGCAGUAGCUCCGAGACUUCCUUCUUGCAGCUCGCCGCCAAGAACUCCAGCAUCAAGAUCUACCCGCAGACUUUGGGCACGCGCAUCCUGUUUGAUGAGCAGAAGCGCGCCACGGGGGUGGAGGUGCAGACCAACUCGUUGACGUCGAGCUUCAAGUACCAGCUCUCUGCGACGAAGGAAGUGAUCUUGUCUGCUGGCGCGUGGCAUUCACCACAACUACUUCUGCUUUCUGGCAUUGGCCCCGCUGCCACACUCCAAGAGCAUAAUAUCCCGGUUGUGGUAGACCUACCCGGUGUUGGGCAAGGCGAGCGGGACCAACCGUGGAUGGCUCUGUCCUAUAAGGUCAACGUGACAACCGGAACGCAGGUGGCAGCAGGCAAUGCUGAAUUCUCUGCCGCCCUUGUUAAGGAAUAUCUUAACAAUCAGACCGGCCUUUUAUCCAGCAUUGGAGGAGGACAAGCACUAGCAUUCGAGAAGUUCCCCGAAUCUUACCGCCAGAAAUUCAGCAACUCCACCCGUGAGUUCCUUGAUACGUUCCCCGAAGACUGGCCUGAGGUCAACUAUCUGUCUCUCGAAUAUGGCGCCUUCCCCGAAGACGUCGGCCCCAAUGACCACUACCUCACGCUUGGCUCCGCAUUGCUCACCACCUCCGCUCGUGGUAAUGUGACAAUUAAAAGUGCCGAUAUAUCGGACCCUCCAGUGAUCAGCCCCAACUGGCUGCUCGACGAAGGUGAUCAAGAACAGGCCAUUGCGGCCCUGGAGCGUAUCCGAGAAAUCGCCUUCAACAGCGAUAUAGUGGAGGAGGAAUACCUACCUGGUCCUAGCGUUACCACGCGCGAGGAGAUUCUGGACUGGUUGAGGAAUAACAUGAGCUUGAUUUACCAUGCUGCUUCUUCAUGCAAAAUGGGAGCUGCUAACGAUUCCACCGCCGUUGUCGAUUCUCGGGCUCGGGUCCGCGGUGUGACGGGCCUGCGCGUUGUUGAUGCCAGCGCUUUCCCUUUCGUGCCACCAGGGUUCCCCAUGGCGACUGUUUACAUGUUUGCCGAGAAGAUCGCUGCGUCGAUUCUCAGCGGUAACUAG
This is a messenger RNA of Penicillium vulpinum, 1863 nucleotides long. RefSeq names its product GMC family oxidoreductase. The record is from RefSeq and is a predicted model, not a curated record. The transcript is spliced from 10 exons. Lineage: Eukaryota; Fungi; Ascomycota; Eurotiomycetes; Eurotiales; Aspergillaceae. Bases 1 to 1863 code for a protein of 620 amino acids. Gene Ontology annotation, biological process: secondary metabolite biosynthetic process. Gene Ontology annotation, molecular function: flavin adenine dinucleotide binding; oxidoreductase activity, acting on CH-OH group of donors.